GGCCAGGCCGCCCACCCCGGGGCCCGCGCCCUCCGCCUCCCGCGGCCCGGCCGCUCCGCGGGCCGCCGCACUGCGCAUGAGCGGGAGCCCGGCGAGCCCGUGAGAGGCGCCGCCGCCGCCGCCGCCGUCCAUUCGCUGCGGAGCCGGAGGAGGAGGGGAGAGGUCCGGAGGACACCAACAUGAACAAGUUGAAAUCAUCGCAGAAGGAUAAAGUUCGUCAGUUUAUGAUCUUCACACAAUCUAGUGAGAAAACUGCAGUAAGUUGUCUUUCUCAAAAUGACUGGAAGUUAGAUGUUGCAACAGAUAACUUUUUUCAAAAUCCAGAACUUUAUAUACGGGAGAGUGUAAAAGGACCGUUGGACAGGAAGAAGUUAGAGCAACUGUACACUAGAUACAAAGACCCUCAAGAUGAAAAUAAAAUUGGAAUAGAUGGUAUACAGCAGUUCUGUGAUGAUCUGGCCCUCGAUCCAGCCAGCAUCAGUGUGUUGAUCAUUGCAUGGAAGUUCAGGGCGGCCACACAGUGCGAGUUCUCCAAACAGGAGUUCAUGGAUGGCAUGACAGAGUUAGGAUGUGACAGCAUAGAAAAACUAAAGGCCCAAAUACCCAAGAUGGAACAAGAAUUGAAAGAACCAGGACGAUUUAAGGAUUUUUACCAGUUUACUUUUAAUUUUGCAAAGAAUCCAGGACAAAAAGGAUUAGAUCUAGAAAUGGCCAUUGCUUACUGGAACUUAGUGCUUAAUGGAAGAUUUAAAUUCUUAGACUUAUGGAAUAAAUUUUUGUUGGAGCAUCAUAAACGAUCAAUACCAAAAGACACGUGGAAUCUUCUGUUAGACUUCAGUUCAAUGAUUGCAGAUGACAUGUCCAAUUAUGAUGAAGAAGGAGCAUGGCCUGUUCUUAUUGAUGACUUUGUGGAAUUUGCACGCCCUCAAAUUGCUGGGACAAAAAGUACAACAGUGUAGCACUAAAGGAACCUUCUAGAAUGUACAUAGUCUGUACAAUAAAUACAACGGAAAAAUGCACAGUCAAUUUCUGCUGGCUGGACUGAACUGAAGAUCAAUCCUCAUAGUUCAAACUGAGGGUUGAGACAAAACUUUUAAGGAUACAUCUUGGACCAUAUCGUACUCCAUUCUUCUACUGGUGGUUUGGGCUUGUCUUCUAGUCUGGGCCACUCUAAGCAUUUAUAAUUCCAACAUUGUGGAUUUCAUCUUACACCUGUGGACCAUCUUAGUCUGUCUUCCCAUAAGUCAUAGAAGCUUGAUGGUGAUUAUUUUGAGGUUUCCAUUCUUGCAUAAAGCACAAUGCUGUCUUCAUCAGAAAACAGUUUGGCAUAAGAAUUAAACAUAAUAAUGAACACCACAACAAUUUAUAAAAACUUCUUAAGUAUAUGCUUUGGGCUAGUUGCAAAGACUGUGCUGGUGGCACUUCAAAUGAGAGUGAUUUAUCUGAGUGUACCGCAUCUGAAAUGAUGUUUGGUUGGGGGAAUUUAAUUUUCCUGGCAAACUACAUGUACUGUUGGUGUGAGUAGAAUACCUGAUAAAAGAAAUGUCAAAAUAACCAACACAUGAAAAAAAAAAAAAAAAGGAUAAUCUGGGGACUCCCUGAAAUAUGUCUUGUGUUUCAGACUCUCAUGAAGGUUCUACAAAACAAGUCUGUGGUUAUCUUACCCAUGUUUAUACAGUGUCCUGCAGUGAACUUUUAUUUAAAAAAAUAUUGUAAUGAGAUCGGAUGUUAAGCUCCACACUCAUGUGCAUUACACACCACAUAAUCGGAUUUCAUUAUGCUCUGAAAUGCUUCUAUGCCUUUCGAAUAAGUUAAACUAUUUCAUUUGUUUUGAAUGUUUUUGAUUGCUAUACAAUAAUAAUCUAAAUUUAGGCAUGAGGGUUUUAGGUUUUUGUUUUUGUUUUUUUAAUUUUUUGUCAUCGCACUAUGGAACACAAUGCAAUUCACUUAAUUUAUAAGAAGAUAGUAAGAUUUAGAUUUUUGGAAGUGGUUGUGAUGAGCCGUGACGUCCAGCCUUUCUCCCAUGGCACUGCUCUUUGAGGUGUGGUCCAGCUGUGCUGGCUGCUGGCUGCUGGCUGCUGGCUGCUGGGAUGGCUUCCUGCUAAAUCACUGUGGCUGCCAAGUUUACUUCAGAAGCAGAGACUGUCAGACGGGCGAGCACUGGCGCAGAUACCAAUGGCUUCUGUUCUAUAAAUUAUUUGACUUUUGACUGUUUUUGUCUCACUUGCAUUUGCUAUUUCUACACCACAGCAGAAUGCAGUCUUGAUUGGUUUUGUUUUUUGUUUUUUGUUUUGUUUUUCCAUGACAGGACUCAUGACUUGCUCUCCUGCUGAAAAUGCUUGUUUCUCUGAUAACAUACUGACAUGUGAAAGGGGCGUAUUCAUACAUAUUUCCAUGUGGAAGUUAAAAUGAUGCACUGAGUGUUGGGUGGCUGGUCUUCAGUAGGAGCAGAUUUUGCUUCAUGUAUCCUGGUCCUCCGCAGGGUACCAAGGAAUGUUCUUCAGGAUAGCAGAACAAUUUAUGCAGAUAUGGAAAUGAUUAAAACUGCUUUUUAGUCACAUGAUUUGGAAAAUGCAUAGAAAGCUUACCUUACAGAUAUAUCAUUAAUCCAAUCAUAACUUUAAUUUUGGAAUGCAUUUCUACCAAAAGAAGCUUAGAGUAAAUUUCUAUUCACAUUACAGGGAUUGGUUAUUAAAAGGAAAAGAAUCUUGUUGUUUUCAGUAUUUCUUGAUUUCAUUUUUGUAAAUAUAAAGAACUUCAAUUUUGAAAAAAAUUAAAGAUAUAUGUAUAUAUAUCUUUAAAAGUUUUACAGACCUAUAUUGUUUAUUCCCUACGUGGAACGUUUUGAGUUUUGGUAUUGUUUUCAGAUUGAUUGAUUCAGAUAUGAUUUGUUUUCAAAUGAGACUCCAUUAGCUUCUUUCCCUGCCUCAUAAAUUUUUUUUCAUAAAAAUCUUGAUAUUCGUGUGUGGCCUAAUGCUUUGGGUUUUACAGAUUUUAUUUUUAAAUGCAAGACUUUUUAACAAGAUAGUGUUUGUCAUCAGUUUGGUACUAAACAUUUACAAUUACUGUGUAAUUAUAAACAAAAAUAUAUAAAGCUUUUAAUUAUGUAGCAAAAAGAGUUAAGGUUGUUCACCAUGAUGGCAUCUUAGAAUUAAACAAGACUAUUACUAGGGCUCCAAGAGAAACUUGAUUUAAUGUGUUUAUUCUGAGGGUGAACGCUGGGUUAUAGGGAAUGUUCUGUACUACAGAGGCUUACCCUGUUGGGGGAGGGGCGUCGGCCAGUCUUCGAGAGGAAGGGCACACAUACACAGCCAGCUUGCUGGCUUCAGUUCAUGGGGUUCAGUCUUUGUGUGGGUCGGGUCUCCAAGCUGAUUCUUUUCAGACAGAACCAUAGGGAGAGUUUACUUCUUGCCAAAUGUCAGAACAGGUACACAUUUUUAAAUGUAAUGCUUUUUAAAUAGUAAAAUGUAUAAAAUGAGACGUACCCACAUACAAAAAUACUUGAGGUCAAGGUUCUCUUCAGUGACUAUCAUCUGCAUAUCUCUGUAAGUUCAAGUGUGUCUUUUCCAAUCCCUGUCAUAUUACCCACAGAGGCAAUAAAAGCUUCAGUAAAUUUGCCAUGA
Molecule: messenger RNA, 3623 nt
Organism: Mus pahari (shrew mouse)
Lineage: Eukaryota; Metazoa; Chordata; Mammalia; Rodentia; Muridae
Gene: Dcun1d1
Product: defective in cullin neddylation 1 domain containing 1
Exons: 7
Coding region: 180-959 (259 amino acids)
Biological process (GO): positive regulation of ubiquitin-protein transferase activity; protein neddylation
Cellular component (GO): ubiquitin ligase complex
Molecular function (GO): ubiquitin-like protein binding; cullin family protein binding; ubiquitin conjugating enzyme binding
Source: RefSeq, a predicted model, not a curated record